Messenger RNA from Darwinula stevensoni, 639 nucleotides. The record is from the annotation of a GenBank genome assembly. Lineage: Eukaryota; Metazoa; Arthropoda; Ostracoda; Podocopida; Darwinulidae.
AUGCGGUUCAGAGGUUUCGUUUCUAAGCAAUCGUCUCGAUUGGGAUCUCUUGAAGGAUUUCUCAAUGUUCUACGUGCAGUUCUCCACGCAGAUGAGGUGCCUAGCCUUAAUGCAGGGGCAAUUUGGCCCUCAGGAGGUCAUCAGAGCAUCGAAGUCGACUCUGUGGCGUUUGAGGUUUCACGGAGGGCCAUGCCUUCCUUCUGGAUCCGGGGCUGCACCAGCUUGCAUGCCGACGAGGAAGGAGAAGGAUGUCAUCCUUCUGAUCCCUUGUGGUCAUUUGAGAGCUUGUUCUACUCUGGGCAUCGGCAUUGGCCGUUCCUCAACCUAUCGAUGGCUGAUGGCACGGAUGGUGCCAUAUUAGCAAUCUAUACUAUGAUGGAGGUAGAUGUUGGCAAUACAGCAAUCAUGCAGUUUCUACGAAUUCUCACACCACAGAAUGCUCAGAUGUCUCGGGAAUCCUCUGUCACUUUGACAGGAUGUGCCAUGGAACUCCGAGCUCGCCACUCAGCAUCAAGGGGCAGAUUCUGUAACGGUCUGGGCCAGGAUUACCGCACUCCGCUCGUUUUCGAGCCUGAGAAGAUGAAGGUCAGUGCUGAUGUUUACCGGAAAAGCAUCCUGGAAGACUGCCUGGUUCUGUGA